AUGCCAGUAUGUUUCAGUGUACAUAAAUUGGUAGGAUAUAAUGAGACGCAUAAUAUUAUACUAUAUAGGGAACCCAUAUUAGUAAACAAGUCAUAUGAGAGUAAAUAUAUAAUAUUUUUCCCUGGUGAUUAUUCGAACUUUUUUACGAAUUCUGUAUAUACAUCAUAUAAAAGGGAAUCGAAAAAUGAAUGCACAGAAUAUUGUUACAGUUAUGAAGCCUUAUUUUGGGUAAUAUCUUCUAAGUAUUUGUAUGAUCACAUAAUCUUUAUUAAGCCUUGUAUUUUUAAAAAUUAUUUUUCAAUGUUUGCAAAUUUUUUAAACGAACCUGAUAUUUCGAUCAGCAAGGAUUUGAAAAACGUUAAUACUAAUACAGGAAAAAUACAAUCCAAAAUAGGGAAUGUAAAUCCAAGUGAUCAAAACUGUUCUCAGGAAUGUUAUCAGAAUAAUGCUGCAAAUGUACUAGCUCCAGCAAAAGGAGUAAAACACUUGCUUUGUCUAUUAUUAUCUCUAAAUAAAGAAUUGUCAGGAAGGAACGAAAUGAAUAGUUUUUUUGUAAGUAGUAUCCAAAGUGCAAAUGCUAAUGGAAGAGACAAGUUCAAAUGGGGAGCCCCAUAUGGCUUGGGAAACCAAGACGGCACAGACAAUCAUCCAGGCCAUGAUAAAUCCACAUUCGAAGACACACACGAAUGUAAAUACACAAACGAAGGAACAAAUCACAGACUCGUUCUGAUUGGAUUCAGCAGAGGGUGUUCUGUUUUGUUUUCAAUGAUGCGGGAAGCUAAGGACGGACAUCCUUUUUGGUCCCUCAUCGAUUCUAUAUAUCUUCUAGAUCCUUCAUUCAACAAGAGUAUAUACAAUACUGAUAUUGAAAACAGUGCUUUAGAAGAGAUAUCUGAAUACGGAUUAAAGAUAUUUGUUCAUUCAACGCCACACCAAAUAUCUAAUAAAAAUGAAAUGAACAUACAUAGCGAAUUAUUGAACUUUUUGAAAAAGCUACGACAGCAUCGUAUAUGUACAUUUCCAUAUAUACAUUACACCAGAAAUGAAACUUUUGUGAAUCCCUUAAAUUUGCAUUUUGAAAUUCUAAUGGAUUUCUUGGAUGAUGUAUUCGAAGACCCAAAUGAAUCCUCAUCACUCUCUAAAUCCUGUAAAGAAGAAGGAAUAACCCUUUGCAAAAGCAAGGUAUCUCCCAAAGAUUUCCUCUUCGAUAAUUGGAAAAAAAAUUCCUUUCAUGCGUAA
Plasmodium gonderi is the source of this 1239-nucleotide messenger RNA. Its product is annotated as conserved protein, unknown function. The transcript has a single exon. Gene Ontology annotation, cellular component: mitochondrion. The coding region runs from base 1 to 1239 and encodes 412 amino acids. The record is from RefSeq and is a predicted model, not a curated record. Lineage: Eukaryota; Apicomplexa; Aconoidasida; Haemosporida; Plasmodiidae.